Anas platyrhynchos (mallard) is the source of this 2989-nucleotide messenger RNA. NCBI's taxonomy places the organism in Eukaryota, Metazoa, Chordata, Aves, Anseriformes, Anatidae. The record is from RefSeq and is a predicted model, not a curated record.
CACCAGCAGCAGUGACAACGACUCCAGCAGCGACUUCGAGGCCACCCUGCAGGAGAAGCGGGGGGCUCGGGGGGGGCCCGGCCCCCGCCCUGUCCCCAAACGUCCCCGGAGGGAGCCCAGCGAGGACGGCAGCAGCUCGGAGGAGAACGUCCUCUACCAGGCCGUCAUGGACGGCAGGGUGGCCAUCGAGGUGGCGGUGGACGAGUGGCUGCAGGGCUACAAGCGGGACCGGGAGCCGGCCUUCCUGGAGCUCGUCAACUUCAUCGUCCGCUCCUGCGGCUGCCGAGGCACGGUGACGCUGGCCAUGCUGCGGGAGCAGCAGAACACCGAGAUCAUCCAGCGGCUGACCGAGACCUUCAGCGAGGACUCCUCCGACUACCCCCUGUCCCUCUCCACGGGGCCGUGGCGCCGUUUUCGGGCCUCUUUUGGGGCCGUGGUGACAGCGGUGGCCCUGCGGAGCCGCCACGCCGUCCUCUACGAUGGCUUCCUCCUCGGCGGCCUCACCGCACUGCUCACCAGCCUCGCCGACUCCCAAGUGCGCGCCUUCCGCCACACGGCCACCUUGGCAGCCAUGAAGCUGAUGACGGCGCUGGUGGAGGUGGCGCUGGGGCUGAGCCAGCGCCGCGACAACACCCGGAGGCUCUACGAGGCCGAAAGGGGGAAAAGCCCCCCCCGGAGAGCCCCCGGCAAGCUGGAGGUGCUGCAGGAGACGCUGCGGGAGCUCCAGGAGCAGCAGGAGGAGAUCGAGGCCGUGAUGAACGCCAUCUUCAAGGGGGUCUUCGUGCACCGAUACAGGGACGUGGUGCCCGACGUGCGCGCGCUGUGCAUGGAGGAGCUGGGGACGUGGAUGUGCAGCUUCCCGGCCUCCUUCCUCACCGACGGCCACCUCAAGUACCUCGGCUGGACCCUGCACGACAAGCAGGGGGAGGUGCGUCUGCGCUGUGUGCGGGCGCUGCAGGGGCUGUACGCCCACCGGGACACGGCCGCGCACAUGGAGCUCUUCACCGGGCGCUUCAAGGCCCGCUUGGUGUCCAUGGUGCAGGACAAGGACCCCGUGGUGGCCGUGGAGGUGGUGAAGCUGCUGACGGUGAUGCUGGACCGCCGUCCCCUCGCCACCGCCGCCGGCCUCUUCCUCUACCGCAGCCUGCUGUCCCCGCGGCACGAGGGUGACACCGAGCCGUCCCCUGGCAGCGGGGACAACCGCAGCUUCUUCCGCCUGCUGCUGACCUUCUUCAUCGAGAGCGAGCUCCACCAGCACGCCGCGUACCUCGUGGACAGCCUCUGGGACUGCGCCGGGACCCAGCUGCGGGACUGGGACACGGCCGGGGGGCUGCUGCUGGAGGAGGCCCCCGAGGAGGCGCUCAGCGACCAGCAGGAGAAGGCCCUGGUGGAGAUCCUGGCGGCCAGCGCCAAGCGGGCGGCGGGGGAGGGGCCCCCAGUGGGACGGGGACCCCCCCGCAAGGCGCCCCCCAAGGGGAGGCGGGCGGUGACGGAGCAGCGCUCGCGGCUCAGCCUCUGCCUGGCCCCCAUCCUGCCCCGGCUGCUGGCCAAGUUUUCGGCGGACGAGGAGAAGGUGACGCCGCUGCUGGAGGUGCUGAGCUGCUUCGAGCUCAGCGUCUACUGCACCGCGCGGCUGGAGAGGCGCCUGGAGCAGGCGCUGGCGCAGCUGCAGGAGCUGGUGCAGAAGCACACGGGGCCGGAGGUGCUGGGGGCGGCCUCCCGAGCCCUGGGGGCCCUCUGCGACCCCCGGCUGCCGCUGCGGGGGCGCGGGGAGCUGGUGAGGAGCCGCCUGGGGGACCUGCUGGGGGAGCGCUGCCACCGCCUGCUGCGGUUGCCGUCCCUGGACGAGGAGGAGCUGUACAGCGCCGCCGCCACCCUAAAGCGCCUCUCCGUCCUCUUCAACGCCCACGACCUGACGCCCUGGCAGCUCUUCGAGCCCUGCACCCUCCUCCUGCGGCGCGCGGCCGACACGGGCGAGGUGCCCCCGCAGCUCCUUGUCCCCGCCAUCACCUGCGCCCACUUCCACAUCCUCUGGGAGCUGUCGCGGCUGGCCAACACCGACGUCCCCCAGGAGCAGCUGCUGAGCCUGAAGGACAAAACCACCUCCUUCUGCGCCCUGUGCCAGAGCUGCCUCUCCAACGGCGACGCCGGCGUCCGGGAGCAGGCCUUCGUGGUGCUGAGUGACCUCCUGCUGGUGCUGGGCCCCUCGGGGACACGCGGGGCCGGGGCGGCGCUGGCCCCACUGCGGCUGGUGCCCGACGUGGAGCUGCGCUCCCAGCUGGCCGCCGUGCUCCUCGACCACGUCUUCAGCCCUGGGGACAGGGACAGUGACGAUGCCGCCGAGGCACACAUGGAGGACCUGCACCGCCGCCGCAUGCUGCUGGCCGGCUUCUGCAAGCUCAUCAUCUACAACGUCCUGGAGCCCAGCGCCGCCUCUGACGUCUUGAAGUACUAUGACAAGUUUCACGCCGAGUACGGGGACAUCAUCAAGGAGACGCUGGCGUGCAUCCGCCGCAUGGACGGCCAGGAGUGGGCGCGCGUCGUGCUGCUCAGCCUGCAGCAGGUGAUGACGGAGCUGCUGAUGGAGCACAGCCCCGGGGUGCGGGGGGUCCCCGCUUUUGGGGGGCUGCGGGAUUUGGGGCGCCGCCUCUCCCUCUUCUUCGGCCCCCGCCCCCAACCCAACCGCCAAGUGCUGCUGCGCCUGCACCGGGACGGCAUCGCCUUUGCCCUACAAGAGGGUCCGGAGGGGGGUUCGGGGGGGGAUCCGGGGGGGGCCCCCCUGUACCUGCCCUUCCUGGAGGUGCUCAGCGAGUUCUCCCCCCGCCUGCUGCCCCCCGACCGAGCCCUGCUGCUGACCCACCUGCAGCAGAGCUGCCAGCAGCUGGGGAUGACCCCCCCGGAGCGGUCCCCGUGGCCCCCCCUGGCCGCCUACCACCGCUCCCUGCAGCCCCCCGAGCCCCCCCAAAAGAGGAGGUGCACAGAAGGUUAA